AUUUAUAUGCACCAAUAUAGCAAUAUGUAGCAAUAUAUACCAAAAUAUUUCACUACGACGCUUAAAGAAUGUGACACGCCCCGUGAACCUUUGGCGCAAAUGAAUCGUUUCCCGUUUUUGAAUCGCUUCGGAAGAGAUCCGCCCUCCACACAGAUACAGUAAAUAUGGCUGAACGCGGUAGUGAUUCUCGAGUUGAUAUUGUAGCAAACCAUGUGUCCAAGUCAAGUGAAGCUGACCUCAGAAGUGUUCUGGUUACAAGUGUUUUGAAUUUAGACAAGCUCGACACCGACCUGUUCAGAGGGACACAUCACUGGGUUCCUCGCACUAAGCGCCUGUUCGGGGGCCAGAUUGUUGGACAGGCUCUUGUAGCUGCAGCCAAUUCUGUCAGUGAUCAUCUCUAUGCCCAUUCACUGCACUGCUACUUUGUGAGAGCAGGGGACCCAAAGGUGCCUGUGCUGUACCAGGUGGAAAGGACUCGGGAUGGCCGCAGUUUCUGUGUGCGAUCUGUCAAAGCUAUUCAGCGCGGUCAGCCCAUCCUGAUCUGUCAGGCGUCGUUUCACAUGCAGCAGCCGAGUCCACUGGAGCAUCAGUUCAGCAUGCCGUCCGUGCCCCCGCCGGACACACUGCUCACCAUAGAGGAGCUCAUUCAGCGCUACCUCAGCGAUCCAAAUCUGGCAGAUAAUACACGACAGGGUCUGAAUAAAAUACUUGCUGAUGAAGUUCCUAUAGAGAUCAAGCCAGUCAACCCACCUGAUUUCUAUCGGCGUGUUGCCAUGGAACCAAAGAAAUUAUUCUGGGUGCGAGCGAGAGGACAUAUAGGACCUGGUGAUAUGAAACUGCACUGUUGUGUGGCAGCGUACGUAUCGGACUACUCGUUCCUGGGCACGGCCCUGUUACCUCACCCAAAUCACAGGGCCCAGUUUUCCGCCUCGCUGGAUCAUGCCAUGUGGUUUCACAGCACAUUCAGAGCAGACGAGUGGAUGCUGUAUGAGUGCGAGAGCCCGUGGUCAGGAGGCAGCAGAGGCUUUGUCCAGGGCCGCUUGUGGAGACAGGAUGGCGUUCUCGCAGCUUCCUGUGCACAAGAGGGAGUGAUACGAGUGAAGACGGUUUCUCAGAGUAAAUUAUAGAGGAUUCAAAAUAUACUAAG
Messenger RNA from Onychostoma macrolepis, 1147 nucleotides. RefSeq names its product acyl-CoA thioesterase 8 (gene acot8). The record is from RefSeq and is a predicted model, not a curated record. Gene Ontology annotation, cellular component: peroxisomal matrix. Gene Ontology annotation, molecular function: fatty acyl-CoA hydrolase activity. The coding region runs from base 165 to 1127 and encodes 320 amino acids. The transcript is spliced from 6 exons. Gene Ontology annotation, biological process: acyl-CoA metabolic process; fatty acid catabolic process. Lineage: Eukaryota; Metazoa; Chordata; Actinopteri; Cypriniformes; Cyprinidae.